Messenger RNA from Tachysurus fulvidraco (yellow catfish), 1426 nucleotides. It is a transcript of the gene nkx2.7, whose product is annotated as NK2 transcription factor related 7. Gene Ontology annotation, cellular component: nucleus. The transcript is spliced from 2 exons. NCBI's taxonomy places the organism in Eukaryota, Metazoa, Chordata, Actinopteri, Siluriformes, Bagridae. Gene Ontology annotation, molecular function: DNA-binding transcription factor activity, RNA polymerase II-specific; RNA polymerase II cis-regulatory region sequence-specific DNA binding. Bases 133 to 1020 code for a protein of 295 amino acids. Gene Ontology annotation, biological process: regulation of transcription by RNA polymerase II; cell differentiation. The record is from RefSeq and is a predicted model, not a curated record.
ACUUGAGAUUCAUCUUUGCGCGUUUUUUUUUAUGCACAGCUGCGCAGAAAUUACGAUCACGGUUAUUUUUUACAGCGCGCUCUCUCGGGCCUGUACAGCCUCGCCAUUGACUCGAGCCUGACUCUGCACGCGAUGCUCGCCAGCCCUGUAACCUCGACGCCUUUCUCGGUUAAGGAUAUCUUAAAACUGGAACAGCAGCAUGUUUUUAAUCAGCAGGCGUUUUCCAGCCCUGACACGGACGCGGCUCCGCUGCAGUCUUUGCAGUUUCAGUGCAUGCACAGUGCACUCAGCCGGAGCCUGGAGCUGCUCUAUAGCCCAGACAAACCCCCUUUCAGUCCGGGGGAGCAGAUGAAAUGCACCCUCAGCGCAGACGACUUCGGCUCCUGUGGAUCUCCGACAGAAGAAGAGAGGGAUCAUCAAAUUUCUAAUUCAGGUGCAUGUGAUUUAGAGGACUCGAGUGCUGACGGAAAACAGGAAGAAGCCCCGGGAGACAGGCCAAAGCCGCGCUCUCGCCGGAAACCUCGAGUGCUUUUCUCCCAGACUCAGGUGUUCGAACUGGAGCGGCGUUUCAAGCAGCAACGGUACCUUUCCGCACCGGAGAGAGAGCAGCUAGCCGCCGUGCUCAAGCUCACCUCUACACAGGUCAAGAUCUGGUUUCAGAACAGGAGGUACAAGUGCAAGCGUCAGCGGCAGGAUAAGAGCUUGGAGCUGGCCGGUCACCCGCUGCCUCCGCGCAGAGUAGCUGUCCCGGUGCUCGUGCGAGAUGGAAAGCCGUGUCUCGGUGGAACCCACGGAGCGCCCUAUAACGUCGCAGUGGGUUCGUAUCCGUACAAUAACUACUAUAACAGUUAUGGAAAUAACCCUUACGCCUGUAACUUUACCGGGAUGCCAUCGUUCUCCAACAGCACGCAAAUCCCUAAUCACUUAGUAGAUAUGAAUCUAAGCAUGGGGACUGCUGAUGGAGCUCUUGGAAAGCAAGGACCAUUUCACACCACGUUAACCGGAAUCAGAGCUUGGUAAUGAGAUUGUGGGAGCAAAAAAAAAAAAAAGACUCUAACCUGACAUUCACAAUGACAUAUGCUAUGACUGAGAUGGGCGAGUUUCCCAGAAAAUGCUUUGUAUAUAUCGCAAAGAUCAUGUAUCACAACCACACCGUGUUUCCAAUAAGGCAAUUAAUACUAUAAAGCCCCAUUUAACACAGUAAUGUUCAGUCUAACACUGUAUGAGACCAGUUAACCCUUUGUGUGUGUUCAUUUACUAUUGAGGAGUUUUCUGUGACUCACUUUAAGACAGUUACUCUUUGAUCGUGACCAUGUUUUUGGAAAAUUUGACCUGAACUGACACCGGAUAUCAUGUGGAAAUGUUAUGUGUAUUUGAAGUUUUGCAUUUAAACAGUUUUAAAAAUAAACUAUACUUCUUAUUAAGA